CGACCAUUCCUUCAACGCUCUCAAGAAUUUCAUGUUAUUUUGCGAACCAUUUCUUGAACUCCUCAUUGAUACUCACGAUCAGCAUUUAAAAGAUGUUAAAAACGGUGUUGCGGAUCCUUCGAAACCUUCAGAUCCUAGUUUAUUAACGUCAAAGGUUUUAUCCAUAUUUGACGAUAUUUGGAAAACUUAUUAUGAUGAAUCAUCUAAUAAUUUAAAACGACUGACGCACACGUUUUUAAUCCGUAAUCCUGAAAAAUCAAUAAAAUCUUUAUAUAAAGCUGCUACCUUUAUAUUUACAAAAAACGCCGAAUAUACUCUUAGCCCGGGCUUCGAUAAAAAUAUAGUAGGAUUGAAAGAAUCCAAACAAAUAUUUGAUUUCUUAAAAGAUUCAAAUAAACAACCUAUUGUUGUGGAUGCUGAUGAUGUGAUUAACGAUCCAGAAGGAUAUUUGAAGAAAUAUUGCAAGUUAAUUGGAGAGGAAUUUAAGGAAGAAAUGCUUCAUUGGAAUGCAACGACAGUUAAUGAGUUUAAAGGAAAUAACACUAUCAUUUCAAAACUUAUGGUCCAUGAUGCGGAAAACAGUACUGGCUUUAAUAAAUUUACUAGUAUAUAUGUUUAUCCUGAAAUUGAAUAUCCACAAAUCGUCUAUGAUGCCAUCGCUGAAAACAAACCGUGUCGGCUAACACAAACGCCAUUCGAAGUUGAAAACGAUCUUUUUCAAAUAAAAAAAUAUAUUUUGAAUGAGAUGCCUGAAAACACUUCAGCUAAGAUUAUACGGGGCGAGUAUUAUGAAAAAGAUGCUUAUGAAUUCGAUACAUACCCGUAUAAAGAUGCCAAUGGUGUUAUCUUUUACGGGGAACGGCUUUGGUUGAAAAAUAAAUCGAAACAGGAUGAUUAUAUCGAUUAUCAUGAAAAGAUAGAUUUUUACGAUAUGGGUAUUAAGGAUGAAAAUUAUGAUAUCUUGGCAGAACGACUUUCUCAUCUUGAUGAUUUUAUAAAACAAUCAUUAAAGAAGUUGUUGAUAAAAUUAAACGGGGAAUUUCGUAAAAGAUUAAAAGAUUGUGAUAUUACCAAAUUUGAUGAUGAAGAAGGCCUUCUUGUGUGCGAGAAAUUUGUUAGCGAUAGGAUUCGUAUCGAUCCAGAUAAACACGUCUUUGUAUCUAUAUUUGGGAAUAUUUUUACUGUGGAAUUGAUAGCAGAUGUAUCGGACGAAGGCAUCGAAUUAAGACUUUGUGACAAGAGGG
Molecule: messenger RNA, 1244 nt
Organism: Cetraspora pellucida
Lineage: Eukaryota; Fungi; Glomeromycota; Glomeromycetes; Diversisporales; Gigasporaceae
Source: the annotation of a GenBank genome assembly